Messenger RNA from Ilex paraguariensis (yerba mate), 573 nucleotides. Lineage: Eukaryota; Viridiplantae; Streptophyta; Magnoliopsida; Aquifoliales; Aquifoliaceae. The record is from the annotation of a GenBank genome assembly.
AUGCUUACCAUGUCACUCAUUUUGUUUCAAUGUGAUGCUCAGCAUAAGUUUGUAUUUUGGUACACUCGUCGAACACCUGGACUCCGUACUCAGACAUCUUACGAGGACAACAUAAAGAAAAUUGUAGAUUUCAGUACGGUUGAAGGUUUUUGGAUUUGCUACUGCCACUUGGCUCGUCCAUCAUCAUUGCCAAGCCCAACAGAUUUGCAUCUUUUCAAGGAAGGAAUUCGUCCACUAUGGGAGGAUUCUGCUAACUGCAAUGGUGGGAAGUGGAUAAUACGGUUCAAAAAGGCUGUGUCAGGUCGCUUUUGGGAGGAUCUGGUCCUGGCAUUAGUGGGUGACCAACUUGAUUAUGGUGACAAUAUAUGUGGUGCAGUGUUGAGUAUUCGUUUCAAUGAGGAUAUAUUGAGUGUCUGGAACCGCAAUGCAUCUGAUCAUCAGGCUGUAAUGGCUCUAAGAGAUGCAAUCAAACGACACUUGAAGCUUCCUCAUAGCUACGUAAUAGAAUACAAGCCUCAUGAUGCUUCUUUGCGCGACAAAUCGUCAUAUCGUAACACUUGGUUGAGAGGAUAG